CCUGAGGCGCGUCUCCCCGGCAGAGAGACGCUGAGAGGGAGGGAGGAUGCCUCGCUCCUUCCUGGUGAAGAGUAAGAGGGCGCACAGUUAUCACCAGCCCCGCACACUGGACCACAUUCUGGCACACUUCUGCACAGGUCCUUGGAGUGAAGAUGCCGGGUGUCCCCCACCGUGUGUCCUCCCGGAUCGGGCUGGUCCACCUGAGACUCUCUCUGCAGAGGACGCGGCGGACGUGACCGUGGACUCGAUGACUUUCUCUCCCGGCUCUCACGUCACGGACGCGGCUGACUUCUCGCCCAAGUCCCCGCUGAGCUGCUCCGGCAGUCUGUGCGCUCCUUCCCCGGACUACGAGGGCUUCUGGAGGCCGCCGUCUCCGUCUGCGUCGCCGGUAGAUUCGGUCAAGUCUUUCUCUCCUCUGGUGGACGACACGCAGCCCUUCGCGGUACCCUUCCGGCCGUAUGAAUGGAGCGGCUGCGCGGGGCCCGCAGUGCAGGGCCUCUAUCCCGGCGUGGAGGUGGACAGGGCCCCCGCCUCCUCGGUGCAGGGCUUCUACCCUGGUGAUCCUGUGCACUCGUCCGUGUACUCGCAGGAGACGUUAAGGACGUACGGCCGGCACGCCGCCGCGCUGCUCUUCCAGGAGGGGGGCCUCCACGCCGCGGCCCCCGAAGCAAGGCCCCCGCCGGAGGUGCUGUGCGCCAGUCUGAUGCUGAGCGGUGCCUACAAGUGCGUCAAGUGCAGCAAGGUGUUUUCCACGCCACACGGCCUGGAGGUCCACGUGCGCAGGUCUCACAGCGGCACCAGGCCGUUUGCUUGUCACAUCUGCAACAAAACAUUCGGACAUGCAGUCAGUCUGGAGCAACACAAGGCCGUGCACUCUCAGGAGAGAAGUUUCGACUGUAAAAUCUGCGGCAAAAGCUUCAAGAGGUCGUCCACGCUGUCCACGCACCUCCUCAUCCACUCGGACACGCGGCCCUACCCGUGUCAGUACUGCGGCAAGAGGUUCCAUCAGAAGUCCGACAUGAAGAAGCACACCUUCAUCCACACCGGUGAGAAGCCUCACAAGUGUCAGGUGUGUGGCAAAGCCUUCAGCCAAAGCUCCAACCUGAUCACGCACAGCCGCAAGCACACCGGUUACAAGCCCUUCGGCUGCGAGCUGUGCGGUAAAGGCUUCCAGAGGAAAGUGGACCUGCGGAGACACAAAGACACGCAACAUGGACUCAAAUAGCUUCAUCGGAAGCCGAGAGAAACGAUGCAUCAUGUACAGCAUAUCAUCUAUUGUGUAAAAAAAAAAGUAAAACAACAACAAAAGCAUAAUUUAUUUUCUAUGAACAAAACACGGCGCAGCGUCAAACACUACAAUGUUGGAUUUAACUGUGAGGGGAGAUGGAAAUCUUUGUCAUGCUGGCAAAACAACAUGAGACAUUUAAUGAUGAGCACUCGACCCCGCCCCCAACUUCAUUUCUUCUCACCGCUCAUGAAGUUUUUGGCUGUUGACAAAACGAGGUCAUGACGUCACACACUGUAGGUGUGGUUGUUUUUCUUCCUGCUUCGACAGCUGCAUUAAAACGAUACAUGCCAUAUUAAACGUGACUCUGUUUAUUGGAAAAGAACAAUUUAGUCUAUGGAUUGUGAACAAUAAUUAGUCAGUAAAAUGGUCACAAAGUGCUUUCUAGGACAUUCGUAAUCAGGGCUGCCCGGGGCCAAAUUAAGACCCUAAGCAGAAUUGUAUUUAUUCAGGGUCCCAUGGGAAAAAAAUCACAUUGGGCCUUCCUGGGAAUGUGUGGUCACCACAUCUUAGGAACCUAAGUGACACAAUAAAAGCAGGUUUCGGAGUACAGUAAUAUGCACAUACAGGGCUGCAAUUAACAAUGAUGUUCUUAGUCGAUUAAUCGAGAAAUCCUAUACAGACUAAAUCAGUGUGAACCAAACAAAAACCGCAACAUAUAAAAAAAACAGGAAAAAAUGUCAAUCACUGUUUUCCAAACUCAAAGCUGAUAUGAAACACAAAGUUAAUAGGUCUGCUUCAUUGAUGACUGAGGAAAUAAAAAAUAUUCACACUUGAGAGGCUAAAAUUA
This is a messenger RNA of Dunckerocampus dactyliophorus (ringed pipefish), 2075 nucleotides long. It is a transcript of the gene gfi1ab, whose product is annotated as growth factor independent 1A transcription repressor b. NCBI's taxonomy places the organism in Eukaryota, Metazoa, Chordata, Actinopteri, Syngnathiformes, Syngnathidae. The transcript has 6 exons. Gene Ontology annotation, cellular component: nucleus. The coding region runs from base 47 to 1225 and encodes 392 amino acids. The record is from RefSeq and is a predicted model, not a curated record.